ACACCUACUCUUUUAUCUUCUGAAGACCGGUUCAAUCAACUUUCUCAUUCUACAGCCUUGAGUAAUUUGGGGCAUUCUCAGCAUCAUUUAUCCUCACUUCACAAUACUAGUGACGACCAUAUUAAGAGCCGGACUGAUGUUAAUGAAAAAAAUGCUAUCCUUAAUUAUUCUCCUAUUUGGAUCAAUGAGACUACUCCUACUGAUGCUAAUCUGAUUUACGUUGAAGCCGUUGAUGUUACAGAUGCUGAUGCCAGUCGCAAAUCUAGACCUGUUCGAGUUUACGCAGCUCCUUACUGCCUUGUUACUCUGCCUGUUGGUGUCCUUAAAGGCCUAGACAAGCGCAGUUCAGUUAUACUCUCUUUUGAUCCGUCCAAUGUGUUUUGGGAUCGCGAUGCAGCCAUAAUUAAAUGCCCGGACCCUCGUCUACAUCUUUUAAAUUUGGAUUUUUAUGGUCAGCCUGGUGUGCUAGUCGCGCAUGUAUGGGCUGGCUCAGGUCUCCAAUUGUUUGGGAGAAGUGAUGAUGAGAUUGUAUCCGAUCUGCUUAAUUUAUUUGGCGGAAUGUAUCCCAGCGCUUCUCAAGCUGGCAAAAUUUCCCUGCUGGCCGCCUGGGUAACCCGAUGGUCAGAAGAUCCGUUUAGCCUUGGCGCAUACACUGCGGAUGGUCCGGAGUGUGGCGAUGAUGAUCGCCAUGCCUACGCAUCCAGUUUACCCUCUGAGGUAUUUAUAUUGUAA
Molecule: messenger RNA, 732 nt
Organism: Protopolystoma xenopodis
Lineage: Eukaryota; Metazoa; Platyhelminthes; Monogenea; Polystomatidea; Polystomatidae
Source: the annotation of a GenBank genome assembly